Molecule: messenger RNA, 1740 nt
Organism: Penicillium verhagenii
Lineage: Eukaryota; Fungi; Ascomycota; Eurotiomycetes; Eurotiales; Aspergillaceae
Product: putative acetamidase
Exons: 4
Coding region: 1-1740 (579 amino acids)
Source: RefSeq, a predicted model, not a curated record
AUGCUUCCUCCAUUUGAUUACUUUGAGUAUCGCCGCAUACGGAACCAAAAACAGGCGGAACGAAGCCUUCGUUUCGCUUCCCUGCCCCACCCCUAUCUUCUCCAGAUCACAAAAUCGGAUAAAAAAAUUAUCGAUCAACCCAUUGAAAAGCUGGUUCAAGACAUUCAAAGCUCCACAACAUCAGCCCUCACGGUUCUUCGAACCUACGGCAAGGUUGCUGUUCGCGCCCAGAAACUUACCAACUGUAUCACAGAGCUCUUGCUCCCAGAAGCAGAGUCAUGGCUUGAGUCGGAGGUGAAUUUAAAGGGACCGUUGGCGGGAAUUCCGAUCUCGCUCAAGGAUUCCGUUCAAAUUAAAGGAUUUGACACCACCCUCGGCUACUCCGCGUUAGCGGGGAAGCCGUUCACUGAAGAUGGACCGAUGACCCGGUUGCUCAAAGACGCCGGAGCUGUUCCUUACGCAAAGACAGCCUUGCCUAUCACACUUCUCUCCUUCGAAUCCGCCAAUGGACUUUGGGGCACCUGCCGCAACCCCCACGGACUUGCAUACUCACCUGGUGGUUCAACCGGUGGUGAGGCUGCUCUGUUGGCACAAGGCGGUCGUAUUGGCAUCGGCUCGGAUGUUGCUGGAUCUGUGCGUGUGCCAGCUGCUUGGAGUGGGAUCUAUUCACUCCGUUGUAGCACGGGUCGCUGGCCUAAAACUGGCGUGAGCACAAGUAUGGCGGGACAGGAGGGCAUUCCCAGUGUCUUUAGUCCGAUGGCUCGUACUUUGAAUGACUUGACCUAUUUUACCCAGGCUAUGGUUGGAAUGCAACCGUGGAAGUACGACCACACUGUCCACCCGAUUGCCUGGCGAGAGGAUCUUGAGACUGAGGCGAAGACUAAGCCUCUUCGUAUUGGGUUGAUGAGAAACGACGGCGUUGUUCCACCUACACCCGCUAUUGAGCGUGCUAUUUCCACCACGGUCGCUGCCUUGACCGAGGCCGGACAUACGGUGACUGAGAUCACGACCCCCGAUGGAGCGGAUCCCCUUACUGGCCUUGACCUUGCCUCUCAGCUCCUAAACUCUGACGGCUGUCAUCAUUUCAACGUUCCGUUCCGCAGCUUCGAACCGUCUGACCCCGGCGCUUACCAGCUGACCCGUGUCGCACACCUACCCCGUCCCUUGCGCUACCUCUACUACCUUUACGUGCGCUACAUCAAGCGUGACCAGAUCCUCGCCACUUUGAUUCGGAACUUUGGUCCCAAGUCCUCCGCGGAGUUGUGGCCGUUGGUUGCGCAACGCGAGACCUUCCGGGCCACCUGGCAUAAUUGGUGGAACGCCGAGCCUCAGCAGUUUGAUUUCAUCUUGUGCCCUGUAAAUGCCACGCCGGCUUUGCCACACAAGGCCAUGUACGACGCCAUGUCUUCAUGUGGUUAUACUUUUCUUUGGAAUCUGUUGGAUUACACGGCGGGUGUCUUACCCGUGGGCCAUGUUGAUGCUGUACGUGAUGUCCUGGUGGCUCCGUACCAGACUGUCCUGCAGCGCCUGGGUAGCAACCAUGCUGUGGCUCGCGGGGCUUGGAGACACUAUGACUCCGCCAAGAUGGCUGGUCUGCCGACGGCCGUGCAGGUUGUCGGUCGCCGUUGGCAAGAGGAGCAGGUUCUCGGGUACAUGGCCGUUGUGGAGAAUGCGCUGGAGCGGUAUAUUGACCCACAGACUGGGGAGAGUGCCAGAUACAACCUCCUUGAGAUUGACUAA